Molecule: messenger RNA, 3407 nt
Organism: Chelonia mydas (Green sea turtle)
Lineage: Eukaryota; Metazoa; Chordata; Testudines; Cheloniidae
Gene: OTOL1
Product: otolin 1
Exons: 7
Coding region: 18-3089 (1023 amino acids)
Molecular function (GO): protein binding
Source: RefSeq, a predicted model, not a curated record
UUCUGACUGUUGCUGGAAUGAUUUCUACACUCCUGACACAGGCUCUGCUGUGCAGUGUCUGGUGUCCUGUGGCAUCUACAACUAUCUUCAGUCUAGCUCCCAACCAGUUAUUCACAAUGGAUGCCCUCAAUGGUGCUGCUGAAACUGAAGAUCCUAAACAAGCAUCUACUGUUCCCCCUGGUCCAGACCUGGGGAGAAAUGAAACUGAUCCAGUCACAGAUGUUGGAACUCAAGUAAGUUCCCAGCAUGCUGUAACACCCCCAGCAACCUCUCUCUUUAACAAUGAGGCAGGUGGAGUGGAAAAUAACAUUAACCUUCAAGAGCUGAAGCCCACUUCUACUGGCCCUAUACAACCAGUCAUUUCAGAAGUAUUUACCAACACAAAGACUGAGAACACUUUUUCAGUAACAAUUGAUCCUAGAGGAGAGGAGGAAAACGAUACCAUCUUAAUUCCAUUACUUGGUGCUAAUGAAAGCAUUGUAUUUGAUGAUCACUUUGCUUCUUUCUCCAUUAAUACACCAAAGGAAAACAGAAGUGCAACAGAAAAACAGUGCUUCUGUGACAGUCCUGUGCCUGAAGGACAAAAGGGAGAACGGGGUGAAAAAGGGGAUCCAGGUAACCCAGGGAAAAAAGGACUACAAGGGCCCUUGGGAGAAACUGGACAACAAGGACGAAAGGGAGAAAAGGGUAAUCAAGGAUCCAAAGGUGAUCUAGGUAAACCGGGGCCUCCUGGUCAGAAAGGAGAACAAGGUCGGUUUUCUUCCUGUACAAACAGCAAUAAAGGUGAUGCUGGAAGCACUGGUUCUAGAGGUCCUCAAGGACUUAAGGGAGACAAAGGUGAGUGUGGAAAAUCGGGUCCAAAAGGUGAUGUUGGACUGCGUGGGAGUCCUGGAGAAAAGGGACAUGGAGGAGAAAGAGGGCAAACAGGUAUGAGGGGACCAAAGGGAUAUGCAGGGCCACCAGGAGUCCGGGGGACUCCAGGUCUUAAAGGGGAUGCUGGGGUUUAUGGAAAAAUGGGUCAUCCUGGAAAACAUGGACCAUCUGGACUUCCAGGACGGAAAGGAGAAAAAGGACAGAAAGGAGACUGCAAAGAGAGUGACAUCACAGCUUUCUCCGUUGGUCUUCAAAAAAGAAACAGCUUCCCACCACCAGGGUCUCCAGUGAGAUUUGAUAAAAUUUUCCUUAAUGAAAAUGAAGCAUAUAAUGUGGAGUCAGGUGUGUUUGUAGCCAGCACUGGAGGCAUCUACUCUUUCAGUUACCACGUGAGUGUUUCCAGCAAAUCACUGAGGGGUGCACUUUUCCACAAUGGUAAAAGAAUUCUACAAAUGUCCAGUGUAAGACCUGUCAAACAAGCUGCAUAUAAUGUGUGUCAGGUUUCUGGAUCUAUAUUGAUUCAUCUUAAUGAAGAUGAUAAAGUUUGGCUCCAGAUUUUGAACGCAUCUCAAAAUGGCCUGAUAGCUGAUGAAACCACUGAUUCUGUAUUUUCAGGUUUUCUGGUAACAAGUGGAAGUGAAACCACCUCUAGAGGAACUUUCUGUGUCUCCUUUAUUGAACUGGCUGCUGGCAUUACACCAAAUAUAUUCAAACUGUUCAAAUAUGUUUCCAAAAUGCCACCCAUAGGCCUGCUCUUGCAAACAGCUCCUCUUUGGCAUAGUGCAACAAAAAUGUGGCGUUUACCUGGGCACAGUGCCACCUUCAUUAUACUGAUUGCUGCUGCUGUUCGCACAGAGGCGAAAGCUACCCUGGCUGAAAAGUUUACUAAGAUAAAGUCUCCAGAGAUAGAGGUCACUGAUGGCUUUGACACAUCCAUUGUGCCACCCACUGAAGAAAGUCCGUUCACAGAAAUAUCGGAAACAAGUGAAAUGCCGGUGGAGUUAUCCACGCUGAACUCGGCCUUCAGAACGGCCACCACUCUGUUUCCCUUUGAAAACUUUACUCUUGACACAGCCGAUUUCUUUUUUAAUUGCUGUGAUUGCUGUACCCCUGUGUCAGGUGAGAAAGGGGAACCAGGAGAGCAUGGACUGCCAGGUCCUAAAGGAGAGAUGGGAGACACUGGCCCUCAGGGCCUACCAGGAAUUCCUGGACUUCAAGGUCCAAAGGGCUUCAAAGGAGACAAGGGAGAUAAAGGAGAACAUGGUGACCAAGGAACAAAUGGAAUUCCAGGGUAUCCAGGCAAACCUGGAGAACAAGGUGAAGCUGGAGUUAAAGGAGAUAAAGGAAACUCUGGCCUUCCUGGAAUGAAGGGACAGAAGGGAGUGAAGGGGGACACUUGUGAGAAUGGGACCAAAGGAGAGAAGGGAGAAAAGGGAGAGCUGGGCUUACAGGGGCUAGAUGGGGAAAAUGGAGAUAAAGGGGAAAAGGGAGACCUGGGCAAAAAGGGGGAUUGUGGGGAGCCAGGGGAGAGAGGAGAGAGGGGAGGGAAAGGGGAAGCUGGAAUAAAAGGGGAAAAAGGCAGCAAAGGAGACACUGGAGUUGAGGGUAUUCCUGGGAUGAAUGGACAACAGGGAGAAAAGGGUGAGCCAGGUAGUAAGGGUGAAAAAGGGGACUUGGGACCAGCUGGUGUGAUGGGACCUCUUGGACCAAAGGGAAAUCCUGGUAGUAAAGGGGCACGAGGAGCUAGUGGAAAGAAAGGCUCCAGAGGUAUCAAAGGCUCCAAGGGUGAUAACUCAAAAGUCCGAAGAUCAGCUUUCAGUGCUGGCUUGUCAAAGUCUUUCCCUCCACCAAAUGUCCCUAUUAAAUUUGACAAGAUUUUGUACAAUGACCAGGAAGAUUAUAAUCCUUCUACAGGCAAGUUCAAUUGUAGCAUUCCUGGAGCGUAUGUCUUUGCUUAUCACAUGACGAUCAGAGGGCGGCCUGCUCGAAUCAGCAUUGUGGCACAAAACAAGAAGAUAGUCAAAACCCGUGAAACACUUUAUGGUCAAGAGAUAGACCAGGCAUCUUUCCUGAUCAUUUUGAAAUUAAAUGCAGGAGAUCAGGUUUGGUUGGAGGUUGGACGGGAUUGGAAUGGGAUCUAUGUCAGUGCUGAAGAUGACAGCAUAUUUACAGGGUUUCUUUUGUAUCCAGAUGAUAUUUUUGAGACCCUCGCAUAAAUAUAUGAUGAUAAACACAUGACUAAGAAACAUAACAUUUAUUUCACUCUGAUUGUUAGCAGGAGGUGGAGGGAGAAGGGUGAAGGAGAAAGAAAGUGUCACUUUAGUGAAAUAGAUGUCAUAAUCUUUCUAUACAAAUAUCUAUAUUUGUAAUAAACUGAUUAAUUUUAACUAAGGACCCCCAAAAGAUACAGCCACCCUCUAUGGUGAGGCCUAAUUGUCAUGAUCAUAUAAGGAAAUAUUACACAAAUGCAUUCAGGAAGAUACAGAUCCCAAAGAGAUUUUAUUUAUACUUCAGACCCAUGCUAGAUCAUCAAA